AAAAUUUUUUACAUUUUUUCUAUUGCUGUGUCUUGUAAAAGUUGAAGAAAAGAACACUGUUUCUAACCACUAUUAAACAAUUCAGAUUUGUUUUGAAUUGGAUUGAAAAACUGGUGAAAUUAUCGAAUAAACCCUUUUGCUUUGUGCCGCUCACAUACACCAUGAUGAUUCGUCGAUACCAUACCUUGAUUGAUACAUACACCUUGCUUGAUGCGUCGGUUUGACAGUUCGUUUUUCACAUGCGUCACGUCGUAUACACCAGUAUUAUUUUGAAGAUGCACAUACACCGGUUUGCAAAUUCCCAUAAAACCUAAUAAAGUUAGUAAAUUCGACAGUUUCUACGUUUAACUACAACGAAUAUUGGGUUUCCGAAUGUUUCCAAUUUCAACUGGACUAACAGGAGCGCGGACGGAGCCGUGAGUAACAAAAGUAGAUGGAGAACAGUUCUUGUGAGAAAAUUGAUACGUCGGAAUGAAGAAUUAUGCUUGAAAUAGUGAACCUCCACUACAGUGCAGUGAUAGCACCUAAAUUCAGCAUGAGCAACACCUUCCGGACGGUGUUUCCAACGGUGAACCGGGAUCUGCUCAACUGGUUCCCGGGCCACAUGGGCAAAGGCAUGAAACAGAUGCAGCAGAAGCUCAAACAGGUGGACUGCGUAAUCGAGGUGCACGACGCCAGGAUUCCCCUGUCGGGACGCAAUUCCGAGUUCCGGUACACGAUCAGUGGCGUCAAACCACACAUCCUGGUGCUCAACAAGAAGGACAAGAUCGAUCGCCGGUUGCAGGGACAGAUUGUCGAUCGGUUGCAGCAGGAAGAUUCGGAAGCACGGCAUAUUCUGUUCACCAACUGUAAGGACCAAUCGUGCAACGGCAUCCGAAAGGUAAUGCCCCUGGCCCAGGAUCUCAUUCUCAGCUCCAACCGGUUCAACCGAGCCGAUCAGAAAGAGUACUGCAUCAUGAUCAUUGGUGUUCCCAACGUGGGGAAAUCGUCCCUCAUCAACGUCCUUCGGAAUCGUCACCUGAACAAGAAGGGAGCUUCCCAGGUGGGGGCCGUAGCCGGCAUUACCCGCAGCGUGCUGAACAAAAUAAAGAUCAGCGAAGACCCACUGGUCUAUCUGCUGGACACCCCGGGCAUCCUGAAGCCCAACAUUGCGGACACAGAAACCGGUUUGCGGCUGGCUUUGGUAUCCUGCCUACAAGAUCACCUGGUGGGCGAGGAACUUAUAGCCGAUUACCUACUCUAUCUGCUGAACAAACGGGGGAACUUCAAAUACGUGGAGCUGAUGGGCCUCAAGGAGCCAACGGAUUCCAUCGCCGAAGUUCUGAUAGCCGGAUCGAAGCACCUGGAUAAAACGGUCCGUGUGCGACAUUAUGAUGGUUCUUUCGUAAUCCGACCGGACGCGAUGCUGGCCGCUAGGCAUAUGAUCAAGGCGUUUCGGACAGGAGCCUUUGGGAAAAUUCUAAUCGACGACGACAAGUUCGUCUGAAUGGCCUUAUACCAAAAGUAGUUGUAUAUUAAAUCUAUAUAGUUCCUUACA
Molecule: messenger RNA, 1537 nt
Organism: Aedes aegypti (yellow fever mosquito)
Lineage: Eukaryota; Metazoa; Arthropoda; Insecta; Diptera; Culicidae
Product: mitochondrial GTPase 1-like
Exons: 3
Coding region: 482-1486 (334 amino acids)
Cellular component (GO): mitochondrion
Molecular function (GO): GTPase activity; GTP binding
Source: RefSeq, a predicted model, not a curated record